Messenger RNA from Schistosoma turkestanicum, 6303 nucleotides. NCBI's taxonomy places the organism in Eukaryota, Metazoa, Platyhelminthes, Trematoda, Strigeidida, Schistosomatidae. The record is from the annotation of a GenBank genome assembly.
AAACUUGUAGGUCAAAAAAGUUAGGCACGUAUUUAAACGCUGAUGGAAUGUAACGGCAAAAUAAUCGCUAAAUGAAUUUGUUAUCACCUACCCUGGUUUUUGUUUUUGCUCUUAACUGUUGGUCUCUUAAAUUUUCUAUUUCUGAGUACCCAUGGAUCAAAGCAUGUCGUGUUUGGGAGAAAGACUGCCUAAAGCCGAAUCCAAAACAUAUACAACUUGCGUAUAUCAAGUUUCUUUACGGCGGGUGUACUCAUAUAAUCGGUAAUUUAGUCAUAUGUGGACUUGAGAGACUUGAAAAUGGAACUGAUCCUGACCUUUCUUUUCUUGACAAAAUUGAAGAUGUGUCAGGCUAUGUUUAUAUUGGUCAAAACAGCGUUCAAACGAUAUCUUUACCUUCUUUAAAAGUUAUUCGCGGGGAACCGGGAUAUCGUAUCAUGAACACUAGUGCUGCACUUGUGGUUAAUCGAAACAGUCUUCAAACUCUAGAUCUGCGAAGCCUAACAGCCAUUCAGCGCAAUCACAUUGUAGCUCUAAAUAACCAGAACUUGUGCAACUUCGGUUUCACUAUCGACUGGGAGCAGAUUUUCGAAGACAACCGUAAGCAGAUGUUUAUACCGGACAGAAAAGAGGAAACAGUUUCUCACGCUCGUUGUGAUAUUGCCAUACGAAACCUCACCGAUGAUCGUACCAAGCAUUCUUGUCAUAGUUCUUGUCCCGUGAUAAAUGGACGAGGUUACUGCUGGGGUCCAACACCAGAGAUGUGUCAAAAAAUGCUAAAAUGUGCUAACAAUCGAGAUAAUUAUUGUCUUGGCGGUAGGUCGACUACACAACCGUGUCUAGAAGAAUGUUUGGGUGGAUGCGAAACUGACCCUAGUAGAUGUAGGGCAUGCAAACAUGCGAUGAAUGACGGUAAAUGUGUAUCACAAUGUCCUCCACAAUUGAUAGUUAGUCGAGAAGAGAGUAGAACUAUUACGAAUCCAGAAUUCAAAUAUAAUUUCCAUGAUUUAUGUGUUAAAAAUUGUCCGGCACCAUUUCUCAAAUCAGACAGUUAUUGUGUCAUUGAAUGUGACUUGAAUACACAAGUUCCUGUCAAUGGUACAUGCAAGGACUGUCCGAAAUCUGGAUGCCCAGAGCAUUGUAAAGAAGAAACAAUAUUUCAGAAUGGAAGUUUGAAUAUCCUACAAUCAAGUUCAUUACAGAAAUUUAAAUCAUGUGUCUAUUAUACUGGUGGUUUGUAUAUAAGUAAGGAGUCUUUCCAAAAAAGUUCACGGUUUCCAGAUCCAAUAGUAAACAUCAAUGAACUCUACAAUUUGUUGCAACUGAAAUCAAUUGUUGGGUAUAUUUACUUUGAUUUACGUGGGGCCCCAGAAGAAUUAAAAAAUUUGACAUUUCUGGAAAAUCUAGAAUCCGUUGUUUUAGAAGUUAAAAGUCAAUCUCCAGGAGCAGUGAUUACUAUUAUGAAUGGUGAAAAUAUCGAAUCGUUUGGUUUCAAAUCACUCACUAACAUUGGAGGUUAUGUGUACUUAAAAAAUAUGCCGAAAUUAUGUUAUAUCAGUGCAUUGACAAAAAUGUUACCAGUGCGUAUGGUCGAAGUUCAAGAUGAAGAACAAUGCGUUAAACGUGGUCAUGUCUGCCACAGUGAAUGUCUACCGGAACUUGGAUGUUGGGGUGCUGAAGCUAACAUGUGUGCUCAUUGUUGUGGUUUAAAGGCUGGUGAUUAUUGCGUGUCUCGAUGCACGGAUCAUCCUGGCUUUUAUGAACUUCCAACACCUUUCAACCAUACAAUUCUAGGAAAAACUACUAAUAAUGAUCCUGUUUGUCGAACUUUACCGUUAACUAAAAGUCAAAUAGCAGAAAUGGAUGAACAAGCAAUCAUUGCAUCUGUAGUCCCUUCAAAAACAUGCGCCAUCUGUCAUCCAGAAUGUGCUCAGACAUGUUAUGGUCCUCAUGCAAAUCAAUGUGUAGGCGAAUGUAAACACUACCAGCACGGUGAUACCUGCGUACCUGAAUGUCCACGAAACACAUAUAUAGAUCCACAAACCCACUAUUGUUUACCUUGUAAUGGGUCAUGCAGUCACGUAUUGGCAGUUGGACAGAAUCAGUUAUGUAGUGGACCAGGAGAUUUCCUUGGUUUAGGUGGCUGUGAAACAUGUUGGACAGUUAUACAAGAUAAAACAACAAACAAAUACCAAUGCCUAUCCGAUGAUUGUCCUCCUAAACACUACACAGAAUCUUACCAAACUCAAGAUUUUAUCAACAAAGAAAAGAUCAUUAUGUCCUCUCAUAAUCAAGUUAAAAAAAGUGAACCUGGUGGUAUGAUUCGUGUGUGCAAACCAUGUCAUCCAUUUUGUGAUUUAUGUACAGCAAACGGAACACACGCAUCUAUAUGUCACAGUUGUAUUCAUUGGUGGUUUAAAUCAGAGUGUGUCGAGGUUUGUCCACCCGCGGAGACGUAUUCACUGCCGGCAUCUGAUAAAGAGUUGAACAAUGAAGAAAUUUUUGAAAACGAUUUAAUUACUCUUAGUAACAAUACUCAACUGUCAUCAAAUCAAUUAAAAGAAUUCACAUUUCUGUCGAAUACUUCUACAAGUACAAAUGCUAGCAUUAUUGACAAUCAACAAGAAUAUAAAACCUCCUCAUUAGCAGCUCCAGUAUUUUUAGUUAAAUUAAAACGCUCUCAGCGUCGUUGUUUGCUCUGUCAUGAACAAUGUAUUCAAGGUUGUUCUGGACCUGGUCCAGAAGAUUGUGUUAAAUGUAGAAAUUAUCAAAUCAUCUUGGAUGAAGAAACAAAUAAAUUCGUUUGUAAUUCUUCCUGUCCAGAGGAUCGCAAUCAUAUUUUUCACGGCAUGUGUCUAACAGCUGAACAAAAAGCGCGUAUAUCUGGUCAAACAGCUCGAGAAUUGCGUAAUCGAAUUCUUAUUGGAGUUUCUAUUUCCGUGUUUGUUAUUAUUGCACUUGUUACAAUUAUUCUGGUGGUAUGUUUGAAACGAAAAGCUGAAGCAGAAAAAAUACGUGAACAGUUACGUUCAGCAUAUACUAACUUGUUAGAACCUGAUAUGAAAACACAGUCUGUAAGCCGUGAACCGAACAUGGGACGGCUGGAAAUGAUCAAUCAAGAUGACUUGUCCUGUGAUUUUAACUCAGCACCACUAGGAACAGGAUCAUUUGGAGCUGUGUACAAAGGUAUAUGGAAAGUACCUAAACAUGCUCUGCUUCGAUAUAAUUGGCACAGGGGUGCUCAACUCGAUGUUGCAAUUAAAGUUAUCUUGAAUGAGUCACCUGAAUAUUCCGUGACUGCAAACCCAUCGUCUGCAUUUGGAACUGGUAAUUCAUCGUGUUCACAAGAAGAAGAAGCAAAGCGGGCAUCUGUUCGUGCUAAUAUAGAGGAACUUCUUCAAGAAGCUAAGGUUAUGGCAUCUGUUAUGCAUCGUCACUGUCUUCCACUAAUCGGAAUAUGUUUAUCUAGUGAACGUCAUUGCUUAGUUUCAAUAUUCGUGGAAUUAGGUGCACUGGACCGUUAUGUGAAACAACAUGCAGAUGAAUUGAAUAGUCUUACACUUUUAUCUUGGGCUGAACAGAUUGCUGAUGGUAUGAGUUACCUGGAAAUGCGUGGAAUUAUUCAUCGGGAUUUAGCUGCUCGGAACGUUCUCGUUCAGACACGUGAACAUGUACAGAUCACUGAUUUUGGUUUAGCUAAAAUGUUAGAACGUCGUGAUGAAGACAGUGUCAUAGUAAAAGCUGGUCGUGUGCCAAUACGUUGGUUAGCCAUAGAAACACUUCAAUAUGGAAUUUAUUCUCACAAAACAGAUGUUUGGAGUUAUGGUGUGACAUUAUGGGAAAUAUUUACAUUUGGAAAACGACCAUAUGAAGAUGUGGACACGGUAGAUAUCAAAGACCACGUGAUCAAAGGUGGACGUCUGACACAACCUGACAUAUGCACUUUGGAUGUUUAUAUGGUAUUAGUGAAAUGUUGGAUGGAAGAUUACGAGUCUCGUCCCACAUUUAUUGAACUUAUGCGUACAUUUAAUACAUUUUGCAAAACGCCUGGACGUUAUCUAUACAUCGAAGGUGAUCAAUAUGCACUCAAUUACUUUCAUAAUACAAAUUCAAGUUCAGGGAAAUUUUCAUCUGAGUCUCAUGAACUUCAGCCUAUGUUGUCUUUACGUGGAGUUCCUGAUGGAGAUACAGUACCGCACAGGAAUAAUAGUUUACACCGUCAUCAUACCAUAUUAACAGAACCAAGUAUGAAUAGACCAUAUUCUUCAGGAAAGCUACUUAGAGCUUUAUCGGACCAACCAAGUGAAAGAUCAGAUCCAUUUUCUGUUGGUCAAACCAAUGAACCUACAGAAACAGAGCUUUUGCUCCCCGUUCGAUCGAAUAACGGUAAUGUUGGAAACCAUUCUGCCUGGCAAGGAAGACAGCGUGGAGUCGGAGCUGGAGCUUCAUCAAAUACCUCUGAUACAAAUUUUUCAGGACUAGGCAGAAUAUGGAAGAGAUCAAACGUUCAUGAGAAGGUCAACUCAGAUAAUGCAAGUUUGACGAGGCAGCACAAGGCUCCUUUGGCUACUCGAGAGGAUUCAUGGUUGAACGAUAUGCCCAAGCAGUCAGAUCAUCCUGAAUCACUUAGUUCUGCUGGCUUAUCUGACCCCGCUACAAUUUCUACCACAGCGAAAACUUCGGAAUGGUCAGGAGUAUCACCUUCUUAUAAUCAAUCAAGUAAUCAGUUUAAUUUCAGUGGUAAAAAUCUCGAUGACAUGAGCAAUAAAUUCCAUUCACUUACGGAUGACAAUCCAUCAAAUAAUUUUAGAAAAAAUAGUGUUUCCGACUAUCUGCUUGAGCCGCCCCCACCACCACCACCUGUAACACAUGGCUUACCAGAUGACUAUUUACAACCGAAAAUUAAAAAUCCUAAAAAUACAUCAAAUCCAUACAGUAGUGCAUUGUCGAAAUCGAUGAACUACACUGAACUGGGUCCGGCAAUGGUUUCCAACGAUUCUGCAUCUAGAGAUGAAUAUUUAAGUCCGAAUACGCAACCAUUAGAAGAGUACUUAUCUCCCAUAUCUAGUGGAUUUAGCGUAACCAAUCCAGAAUAUUUAAUGCAAUCAUUCAGUCAACUACAACAACAACAUCAAAAUCCAAAUACAUUAUUAACACAAAGCACAAAUCCUGCUGGCAAUUCGAAUUCCCCAAUAAAAUUUCAGGAUAAAACGGAUCAAAAAUAAAUCCUUUUAUUUUAUUCACUGUUUAGUGUUAUCAUAUAUGUUGUGUUACUGUGGCUUUGUCGAAGCAGUUCCUUUUCACUUUAAACAAGUUCAUUAUUAAAACAAAUUCUACUAAUUAAUAUCAAAAUUAUUGCUUAUAUUUCUUCUUGUCAGUUUUUGUUUUUAUUUACCUUUCUCUGUUCGUUUUGUUUAUACAUGAAGAUUCCUUGGUUUCUUUUCAGUAUUGAUGAAUCAUACUAACUGAAAAUAUUGAGACAACAACCACUACCACCAGGAUAACGGAAAACAACUUACUGUUCAUUUCAAAAUGAUUCAUCAGUACCUCUGUAUUUUUCUGUUAUUUCCUGCUAUUUUCAUCUUAAAAUUUAUCGUAUUCAUGAAAACUAUAUAGAUUAAAUUAAAAAUAAGCAGUGUUCAUACACUCCAGAAGUAAAUGCACAAAUGUAUACACAUUGAGUUUUGUAUGGUUCCUUCGUUGUGAUGAUAGGUACUGAUAUUUCUUCAAAGAUUGAAGAUAUGGUCAAACAUGUAUGCAAAACAAUCAUACCAUAAGAAAAAACAGAGAUGUAUUUUAAUAAUGAUGUUACCUUCUCCUUCCUUAUUUUUAAAUUCCAAUGUAUUGAUUAUACAUAAACAGGUACAUACUGCUUCCUAAUAGCAUUUCUAGCAAACAAUUACUUCAUACUACUGCUUCUUGUCUAUUUCAGGUAUUUGUCGUCCCGAAAACUACUCAACUUUAUUUGUAACCGCUUGCUUGUCUAUGCAUUCACUAAAACUGUAUGUUGAACUGUCGUAUAUGCAUCUUUCACUGUUUCCAAAAUAAACAAAAACUAGAAGUACGAAGACAUAUAUAUAUAUAUAUUUAUGAAUUUCUUAAUAGUAAUAAGGACUUUGCAAACACAGCUUCAUAAAUCAAACAUGUUUUGAACGAGUUUAUGUUUGGGAUGCAUUUAUUGUUGAACUCGACGACUUUUAAUGUAAAUAAAAAUCAUUCACUUCGCUGUCAUUUCAAUCCUCGUUAUUUUUUAAACAAAUCUAAUAAAUAUUUUAUGCACUUUACAAUCAUCGUCAAACCGAAAAA